This is a messenger RNA of Oncorhynchus mykiss (rainbow trout), 5569 nucleotides long. RefSeq names its product E3 ubiquitin-protein ligase TRIM8. Lineage: Eukaryota; Metazoa; Chordata; Actinopteri; Salmoniformes; Salmonidae. The record is from RefSeq and is a predicted model, not a curated record.
CGGGACCAACCGGAAGGAGGGGGAGCCGAUGUUUAGUCCGAUUGAACGACUAGUCUAGCUAGCCAGCAUUCCUCUUCUCCCCGACGCUCCCCUAGAAAGAAGGAGAGAGCGAUUUUAAAAACGAGGGUCACAAAUUAUAAUUCAGAUACAGGUUGGAUUUGUAUGAUCAAGACAAUUUGCCGUGGACUCGGCUAUAAACAACAACGCGACAGAAGGCCUCGAAAAUGGCCACAUAUACACCGCUGGAUCUGAAAGAACUGGCGAGGCGUGUUUGAACGCGACGGAUUCUUUUUGUUUCGGUGUGAUCAGCAAACCAAACGAGUUUUGUGAUUAACCAAGGCCCUGUAUGGAUUCUUUCUAGCUUUUUUUUUUUUAAAUGAGGAGUGCAAGAUGGCUGAUGACAGCUACAUUUUAAUAAGGCCAGAAUAGCGACGCCCUCUUUAAGUUAAGAUUAGAAGGGUGUUAUAUAUAAAUAUAUAUAUACUUUUUUAUACACAUUAGAUAGAAUAUUGGAUGUAAAUGUUAAAUCUGUGGUAGUCGUAAAUAUUCUUGCUUAUCCUUUAUUUAUGCGUUGUGCAGCGGCAGAACAUAGUGAUGUGACGUCUCAGAUAAUUGAAACGAUUUAAUUAAGCUUACGAAGUAAGUGGAGAGAUGUUUGUUUUUUUCGAAAUGUGAGUUGAUAAUAGUCAUGAUCCGUCUCUGAUUAAACCAAAGGAAUGAAGCCAGGACAUUUUGGGUCUGGAGACGUUUUGAUGGUCUGUGUUUCUGAUCUGAAUGCUCGCCACAGCAGCCAACAUUCCAGUGUAUUCUAAAAACCCUUUGUUUUGUGCGUAUGAACUGGAGUCGGCUAUUAAACUAUGCAGUACAUAGCCAUCUAACGAAGUAUUUGUAUGAUAUUUUUUGAUCAAGUCUUUAUUGGCCAACAACCGAGAGGAAAGAGUAUUUGGUGAGAAACGUCGAGGCCUUGUGUGCAGAUAUGCGAUCGUUGCCUGUGGAGGCUUCAUAGCUGACGACAUUACACAUCAAACAAACGGGCUGUUAUUUUGUCGCUAUCGUGAGGAUCAAAGUCCGUCGCAACGUAAUACAAUGUUUAUUGAAGGGCUAAGGACACUUGUCAUAUGUAACUGAUUUGCAAAUCAGAAUAAAUAUUUUUUAGUUAGAGCCUACUUAGAAAAAGCUGUCACGAGCAAAAUCCUAUUAAUUGUGAAUGCACCUAAAAUAGUCUGUUCAUUUUUGGAGGACAAAAGAACAUAAUUAAUAUUCUCUUCAUUGGAACAUCGGCGUUUUAGUAACCUUGGGCAAGCUUGAUCGAUUUACAAAUCGCUUUACUCAGGGUGUGGGUAUAGGAAUAAAUUCGGAAACGUAAUAUUUUCCUUAUGUUCAUUGCUGGACUUCAAUCGAUUGAGGAACAAACAAACAUAAACCGACGAGGAAGUCGAAGCUAAGUCGUCAAGCUAAAGUAAGACCUACGCAGAAGGGGAGAGGAAUGGGUGAGCGUUGAAGUCUUUCAUCAGCUGUAUAGAAAUCAAUUCAAGCUUGACGGUGAUGUAACCAUCUAAACGGCCCUAAUUUAGACCGAUUCGGUGUAAUGUCUGAACCGUAUUGCUCGGUAGAUCUCUGUGCCUUCAUUGCUAUCAUACCGUAGCUUAUACGUGUAGCUAUCUGGAAAUACGAACAAUUGAGGUGUCAGAAAUAGGCAUAUAUUACGCACAAAGUCAGACGUUUCUUGCCUAACUCGUGUGAUUUAAGAUAAACGGGAAGGACCUUUACGGUAAGGUAAUAUGCAUAAGGUCAGCCCGGACUGUGUGUUGUAAUCACCGAGGUGUUGUCCGGAGGCCUUUUCUGACAGCGCCUGCCGCUAAGGAAUCUGCCUACCUGCUCUGCCCCACAGGAUGUGCACUGCUGCCUGGAUUUAAAGCAAUAGCAGGGAGCUGACGGACAUUCACAAGACUCACUGACAGUGUCAUCAGUCGGUUGGACUAAACUGGUUGACGGUGCUGGUGAUUAAAAAUAACCCUUCAUUGCUACGUUUUGGCGCUUGCACAAUAGACAAUUAUCCCUCAAGGACUAACAUAUUGGACUAGAGUAUUUCAUUAUACAGUCCUCAGGACAUUUUAACUAUAGUCAAGGGGCUUAGUAUAUGGCUAUAGAGCCAUAGGAUUGUUAUUUUUUUUCAUGUGAGAAGCUUGUCGUUGUCGUGUGUCUAUGUCCGCCACUCCCAACAUGGCCUCCAACAUGGCGACCUCCGAUCUGUCCGAGACGUGGAGGAACUGUUUUGAAGAGGAGCUGAUCUGCCCCAUCUGCCUGCACGUCUUCUCUGAGCCCAUCCAGCUGCCCUGCAAGCACAACUUCUGCCGGGGCUGCAUCUCAGAGGCCUGGGCUAAAGACUCUUCCCUGGUCCGCUGCCCCGAGUGCAACCAUGCCUACAGUCAGAAGCCCGCUCUGGAGAAGAACCACAAGCUGUCCAACAUCGUGGACAAGUUUAACGCGUUGUCUGUAGAGAAGGCGGCCUCGCCGGUGCUGCAGUGUAUUCUGUGCCGCCGUGGGCCACCACUCCCGGCCGUGAAGGUGUGCCUACGAUGUAGCGCCCCCUGUUGUCAGAGCCACGUCCAGACACACCUGCAGCAGCCCUGCUCCGCUCUGGGACACCUGCUGGUGGAGGCUGAGGCGGUCAAGGCCUGGACGUGUCCGCAGCACGACGAGUACAGACUCUACCACUGUGAGGCAGAACAGACAGCCGUGUGUCAGUACUGCUGCUUCACGCGAUGUCAUCCCAGUCACGGACACGGGGUCACCGACGUUGAGCUACGACGCAACGAUAUACGGCAAAAUCUAUUGCGGCAGCAGGAGAGGGUGGAGGAGAGAGUUCAGGACAUCGAUGAGCAGCUCUGUAAACUGGACUCUGACAAGUGUGUGGUAGAGGACAGAGUGUGUGAGCUGAAAGAGGAGGUGCGUGUGCAGUAUCUGCGGAUGCAGCACUUCUUGGAAGAAGACUUGUCCCGUACGCUGGAGGUUCUAGAGCGGGCGCGUUCUAGGUUCUGCCAGGAAAACGCGGGCCAGGUUCUAGCUUUGGGAGAACAGAGACACGAGGCCCAGAAGCUGCUCAGCUCAGUCCACACGGCCUUUGGCAAAUCUGAGGAGCUGGGCUUCAUGAAGAACACCAAGCCUGUCCAGGUCCUCAUGGAGCGGUCUCAAGGGUGCGUGGGCAGUGCACUCCCUCCCUACAAGGUGGGAAGUCUCAACUCUAAGCUGUUCCUGUCAGAACUCUCCAAAAGAGAGAAGAGCCUACGGAAAACAAUGGAAGCCCCCCUAACCCCUCCCUCCUCAUUCCUCCAGUCCGUCCCUGCGUCUCCCAGCGGCCUUGGAUCGGGGGUGGAGAAACGCAAACACUCCUCGGCAUUCCCAGAAGGCAACGGGAAAAACACUGCUUCCGGGUUCAAGGACUCCUCAUCUUCCUCCUCUAAGCAGCCCUACCAGGGCCCAAACUCCGCCCCCGGAGAGGGCCAAUCCUCGAAUCAGCAGCCUCUGGGUCCCUGUGGCCCCUCCCACAUGAACGAAGGUGGCGGAACAGGAAGUGGAAGUGGCUCUCUGACCAAUCACCAUUCAGGGUCUGUGUUCGGUCCCUCUCACUUCCCCCCUGCCGGCAGUAGCUCCUCCCAUUCUUCCCAGCAGGCUGUGCUCCCCCAGUAUGGCGGGCGUAAGAUCCUGGUGUGUACCAUGGAUAACUGCUACUGCUCCGGGGUACCCUCCGUGUCGGGGCACCGCGGCCACCCGCCCUACCCACGUUCAGGCUCCUUUCCCUGGGUAAGCGCCCAGGACUAUCCCCAUCCCCCUGGCCUAGCCUCUGGAGCUCCAGCCAUGCAAGGGCUUGCUGUCAGAGACUGGAUAGACGCACAGCAGACGCACCGACACACAGACUUCUAUGGGCUGUAUGGGCAGCCCUCCACCAAGCACUAUGUCACCAGUUAACACACACAUUUCUACAAGCAAUUAGGUCUCCGGUUAGCACUGCGCUACUAGUUAACACACACACACACACACACACACACACACACACACACACACACACACACACACACACACACACACACACACACACACACACACACACACACACACACACAAUUAGAUGCACUUACAGAGAUACACACAUUCGGAACAUGUAUACCGCUACACACACAGAAGUACACUUCUACUGGUUAUACGGACAAUCCUCUGCUUAGCACCAUGUUACAACUCAGACGCAUUUACGCACACACCACACUCGGGGGCAGGGUUGAUAUAUUAGUUUUCUAUGUUUUCUUCGUCAGACAGACAGACAGUGUUACUGUAUGAUGAUUAUAUGUGUGUUUGUGCAGCAACUGUUGACGCUGAAGCAUUUCGGCUCAACUAAAAUGUUUUAGCGACAUCUCCCUCCCUGUCGUAGUGAGAUCGAUUAGCCUUAUAAUAUUGUUAUUACUGUUCUGAUUAUUUUCUGUCUGUUGGACAUGGGGUAUCUGAUGGAUGUGUGAAGAGAAGGAUGGUUUAUUACUGUUAAAGCUCUGGUUUUGUUGCAGCACUUUUGUCUCCUCUCCUUGCUGAGUUCAGGAAUGUACUGUACAGCUUGAACACACACACUCAUGCUUCCAGGUUCUCUUCUGUGUGUGUGUGUGGGACUCCCUCCAUGCACUUUGGGGGUGUUGGGAUUUCGCUCUGUGUAGAAGUUGCCCUGAUCGUAGACACAGGUCUACAAUCAGUUUACCCGCGCCCCCCCCAAUCCUAACCUUAAACAUCAUAGGGUCAAAUGACAGAGACUGACCCUAGAUCAGGAUGUAGGGGUAACUGUAAGCCUCCUCCGUUUAUAGACCUUCUCUGUUCCUUUUCUCUAUGCCCAUCUCACUGGAAAGGGGAUCCACACCCCUUCCCUCCUCCUGUCAGGCUUCCCCUCGGAUUAAAUUCUUCCGUCUGAAAGACUAAGAGACUGUCUCCUUUUAUUUUCUAGUUAUUAAUAUACGAAUCAUGACACGUGAGUUAUUGCCAUAUGAGUAAUAACCCCAUAUGAGCAGGUUUCAUGUUUGUCUUAAAGCUAGUUGGCCUGGUAGACACGACUGAGGCUCUCCGAGCCACUAUAUGGCCUGGGCUGGACUGGACAGACCAAACAAAUCAGCUCAAGCAUCCAGGGGUGUGACGGUGACGAUGCGCUAAUGAUGUACUUCCUGCAGGGUGAUGUCACGUCCUUUCAACAAGCACACAAGCUCUCUGCUUCAAGUUUGCGGCUGUAAGCAUGCGGGGAAGAGUUUUAUAAAGCACUCUGGAAUAUUACAAAACAAAAAGAUCAGUAACCGUUUUAAAAAGGAUGAGCGAAAGUACUGGUUGAGGGUUUUUUCAUGAACUUUUUCUAAAGAGGAACUGGACUGCCUGACGUAUCCAUUGGUCAAAAACGCUGGAAAGGAACCAUUGUUACAAGAACAGUCGACCAAUAUAAAAAAUUUAAAAAAAGGAAAACUAUCUUUUUUGUAAAUAUUUUGUGAAAUGAAAAAUUAAGGACAUGUCAUUUGGAGGAGGGUUCCAAAUAAAUGAAAUAAUUUAA